AUGAAUUCCAACGAACCUCUCCUCUUAAACUACAUUGACGAAACAGCAGCACAGAAUCCCACCAAGAUCGCCUUUCAACAGGUCAUUUCCAUCGAGCCAAAGCAGGCUGAUAUCCAGAUCAACUACUAUGAUCUGGCCAAUCUGAUUAACAGAACGGCUUGGUGGUUGGAGGAGAAUGGGUUGAGUUGCCCAGAUGCCACGAUUACUUAUAUUGCACCGAGUGAUCUGAGGCAUAUUAUUAUCACCUUGGCAGUAGCGAAGACCGGAGGAAAGGCCCUUCUUUCAUCGCCUAGAAACAGCACGCAGAUCAUCGAGCAUUUGCUUGAGGAAACAGACUGCAGCAGAGUCAUCUACGACAGCAACUUCAAGUCGACUGUAUCUCGACUGCCCAGAGAUGUCCAGGCAGUCCAAAUGCCAGAUCUGAUGGACAUGCUCUACGACAAAACGCCCUCUGAGAACUAUCCAUAUGACAAUUCCAGUAGAAUGCUGGAUAGGUCUUUUUUAAUCCUGCAUACAAGCGGAUCGACAGGAAUGCCCAAACCCAUCAUCAUUCCCCAUUCCUACAUGGCUGCCAUCACCGCACAAGGCAACAUGUCUGCUGAUGAGCAUCUACCCCAGAAAUGUCAACUGGAAAUAAUGACCGAAUGCCAAAAGGUGCAUACAGCGUUUCCUCUCUUCCACAUUGCUGGAAUCGGCCUUGCCUUUCAUCUGAUGUUCUCCGGGUGUACAUUGGUCUUUGGCUGUCCUAAUCAACCACCGAGCUAUCACCAAUUCAAGGCGAUCCUCCAGAUGACAGGAGCGGAUGCUACACUUCUACCCCCAUUGAUUCUGGAUGAAAUGGCAGACGACAUCUCAUUCAUCGAAGAGAAUAUCCCCAAAUUAUGCUACAUCUUCUACGGCGGAGGUUCCGUUAGCCAGAAGGCAGGAAACCGCCUAUCCAAGAAGGUCUGUUUGAUGAACGGGAUAGGCAGUACAGAAUGCGGCUCUAUCGCACAGUUUCCCACUGAUCCUGAACACUGGGAAUACAUUUUCUUUUGCGAAGAGCAAUUCGGCAUCAAGUGGCGUCCAACCGAAACAUCCGACGGAGACUGCGAGAUGGUGAUCUAUCGCGAUGAUCGGAUUGCCAAAUAUCAGGCUGUAUUCAAGGUAUUUCCACAUCUGACAGAAUGGGCGACGAGGGAUAUCUACCGGCAGCAUCCUACGAUCAAGCAUUUGUGGAAGUAUCAAGGACGGACAGAUGAUAUUAUCGUCUUUUCGUCAGGCGAGAAGAUGAGUCCGGUUAUAUUGGAGGGAAGACUUGCUUCAUUAUCGCCAGUCAGGGCGGCGCUGGUGUUGGGGAAUCAACGGCCGUAUCCUAUACUCCUGGUGGAGUUGCAGAGUUCAACUGAUCCUGAUGAUGCUGUGGAGAGUAUCAAGGGAGUGGUGGAUGAGUUUAAUCGAGAAGCAUCGAGAGAUGCGCAGAUCAGUCGACAGGAUAUAAUUUUCACAGCCAAAGAUAAGCCAUUUAGUCGCACUAUAAAGGAAACCGUCCAUCGAAGACAGACUGAACGGUUAUAUGAAGCCGAAAUCGACGAUCUCUACAGCAGACACGAUGGGAAUAUUCCCGUCCAACUCGACAUGAGCAGUCAAGAGACAUUCAAAAGUUCACUGGCUGAACUUGUCUCUUAUUUAACAGCAAAAGAAAUUAAAGUCGAUGAUGACUUUUUCAUGCACGGUUUAGACUCGAGACAAGUUCAGAUCAUGGCUGCUUAUAUUGAGAGAUCGGUGAAGACGGAAGUUCCUGCUGCGCAUGCUGUCUAUAUGCAUCCAACGGCUCAUCGAUUGGCGGCUUUUAUUCUGAAGAGUUUUGAUUUGAAGGAGGACGAGAAUGGAUAUGAUGCUGUGCUGGAAAGACAUGUUCGAUCUCUCCCACAAACAACGAGAGAAUGCAUCGACAGCGAAACAGACCAUCCAUUCUUGGGGCUCCCUGAACAUGAAUAUAAACGAUUAUCAGAAAGCAUCACCAAGAUAAUCCACUGCCAGUGGCCGGUCAACUUUAACUGGCCUCUAUCAUUAUUCGAGCCGAAUAUAAAGGGAGUUGUCAGUUUGAUCAACUUUGCUCAUGAAUCAUAUCACAAUGCGCAUAUCAUCUUCCUCUCGUCGAUUGCGUCAGUCAAGAACUGGGAUCAGCCUACACCCGUACCAGAAGGGCAUGUUUCAUCUGUUGGAUAUGCACAGACUGGAUACGGGCAGAGUAAAUUACUUGCAAGCGAAUUACUCCAUCAAGCAGGACAAUCUGGAAUACAAUCAUUUAUCUGCCGGAUUGGGCAGGUUGCCGGUCCCAUCCAGAAACAAGGCGCCUGGCCUCGACGAGACUGGUUCCCUACUCUACUAUUUGCAUCGAAAGAAAUGAAAUGUCUUCCUGAUUCUCUUGGAUCGGACGUGGACUGGAUACCGGUUGAUAUACUGGCCGAGGUGAUUGGGGAGUUGGUUCAACGGCAUUCACGAUGUGUGGAUGAUCGAUGCUCUUAUUAUCAUUUGGUGAAUCCGCAUACAACUAGAUAUGAGGAUUUACUACCAGUUAUUAUGAAGAGAUUGGAUUGCAGAAUAGUUUCUCUGGAUGAAUGGGUUCGUCUACUGGAGCAGAAAUCAGGCACAGGAGGAGAGUUACUGGGCUUCUACCAGGAACUGGCAAGUGGCAAACCGACCGUCAGACUGAGUGUCAACAAGAUGAACGCAUUGAGGACGAUGGAUGCUGUCACAAAGGAGUGGAUGGAAAUCUGGCUGGAUCAAUGGGGACUGUAG
Molecule: messenger RNA, 2784 nt
Organism: Aspergillus wentii DTO 134E9
Lineage: Eukaryota; Fungi; Ascomycota; Eurotiomycetes; Eurotiales; Aspergillaceae
Exons: 5
Coding region: 1-2784 (927 amino acids)
Source: RefSeq, a predicted model, not a curated record